Molecule: messenger RNA, 216 nt
Organism: Brugia malayi
Lineage: Eukaryota; Metazoa; Nematoda; Chromadorea; Rhabditida; Onchocercidae
Exons: 3
Coding region: 1-216 (71 amino acids)
Source: RefSeq, a predicted model, not a curated record
AUGGUAGCAAAUAUAGUCUAUUUAUAUCAACCACUGAUUCCAUCUGCUAGAAAAAGGAAGUGCAGGAGGUGUUCUAGAGGAGGGUGUUUUUCAUUACUGGUUGCGAUAGUUCUAUCUGCACGUACAACGUCACCUCGAGUUGCAGCUUUGACAAAUCUUGCUCACUUUGUAAGGCAGAUGGAUUUGAGAUGGUAUUGUGAAGGCAAGGAGGGUUAA